AUGCCUGUUCAGUCCCUCGAUCUCACUUACUGCCGUGACUCUCACUUGGUGUCACCCCGUCAUGAUGGCCGUUACACUCUGGUCAUCAACAAAGUUCUAAUUCCAACUGUCAUACUGCCAUGCCCCGAGAAAAUCAACAUCCGUUAUAUUCAGCGUUGGAGGCUUGUUAAUGAAAACCCUCAAGAAAACCAACCUGAACAUCCUAAUGAGCCGGUGGAUGAAAUGGAACAAGAGUUCAACCAAGCAGAUGCUGGUUUCAACCAACCUCCUCAAAAUAAUCCUCCGCCAAUUACUCUCGAUGCCAUUCGCGAUCAGAAUACCAAUCUUACUGAGGAUGUCGAUGACAUCGAAGAGAAUAAGCACACUAAGGUCAUUACUGAAAUAGGUACCAAUGUGAUAGACUUAGAUGAGUAUUCUGACGACGAGUUACUUUCCUCAUUGAAUCCUAGUGUAGCCAACAGGCUGAUGACUAGAAGAAAAGGCAAAGCUAUUUCCCAAAGUUUCCCUGAAAAGAAUGCAAAAGCUAAGAGCACUGUCAAAGACUCUAUCAAGAAGAAGAGUACUUCUGCUGGUCCUAUCAAGAGUAGAGUUGUGGCUAAGAGUGUAGGGGUUGGUCCCUCAAAGUCUUGGAGCAAGGUUGUUCCAAAGAAAAGAAAGGAGAGGGAAAUUGUUGAAUCUGAGUCUGAUGUUGAAGGGGAUGUCCCUAACAUUCCAUCAAGGAAGAAACCUACAACAAGCAAGCUUGCUGCAAGUAUUCCUGAAAUACCUAUUGAUAAUGUGUCAUUCCAUUAUGCCUCCAGUGCCAGCAGGUUGAAAUAUGUGCUCCAAAAGAGACUGGCUGUUGAAAGGGAGUUGACUCCAAAUGCUCUUGAGAACAAGGAAAUCUUAGAGCUAAUUCAAGAAGCUGGACUAUUAAAAACUGUGUGA
Messenger RNA from Vicia villosa (hairy vetch), 927 nucleotides. RefSeq lists its product as uncharacterized. NCBI's taxonomy places the organism in Eukaryota, Viridiplantae, Streptophyta, Magnoliopsida, Fabales, Fabaceae. The coding region runs from base 1 to 927 and encodes 308 amino acids. The record is from RefSeq and is a predicted model, not a curated record. The transcript has 2 exons.